This is a messenger RNA of Aphis gossypii (cotton aphid), 4533 nucleotides long. RefSeq names its product ATP-binding cassette sub-family C member 4-like. Gene Ontology annotation, biological process: transmembrane transport. Bases 328 to 4341 code for a protein of 1337 amino acids. Gene Ontology annotation, molecular function: ATP hydrolysis activity; ABC-type transporter activity; ATP binding. NCBI's taxonomy places the organism in Eukaryota, Metazoa, Arthropoda, Insecta, Hemiptera, Aphididae. Gene Ontology annotation, cellular component: membrane. The transcript is spliced from 27 exons. The record is from RefSeq and is a predicted model, not a curated record.
UAUCAAUAAUGUAAAAUAUUAUUUUCAAAUCAAACCAAUAAUUUUAAAAACAGAAUUAAUCCUCAAAAUGUAAUCAAGAAGUGUCACAAACUAUAAAUAAUAAAUUCUAUUAUAUAAUAAAAACUUUGAAUACAAUUUAUAUUAAAUUAAACAAUAUAAUAUUCUUGACAGUAAGUGAAUUUAACAAGUGUUUAAUUGAUUUCCGUGUAAUAUUAUGUUGAAAUAAAUUUAAUCAUAUCAUACUAUACUAACAGAAGUUACAAAUCAAAAUAGUAAUAAAUAACUUUUUUUUUGUUAUCUAUUGAAAAUUAUAAUUCACUUAACAUUAUGUACAGAGUAAUAGCGGAUGCAGAUAAUAAAGUAAAACGACCUCAAAAUCCAAGAAAAAAUGCAAAUAUUUUUGAAAUUAUUUCAUUUAGCUGGUUAUUAAACAUAUAUAAGACAGGACAAAGAAGGGACUUAGAAGAAGAUGACUUAUAUAUGACAUUAGACGAUCACAGUUCGUCAAUGUUGGGAAAUGAACUAGAAAAAAAAUGGAGAUUAGAAAUAGCGAAUGCAUAUAAGACAAAUCGAGAACCUAGUCUAUUGCGAACUUUGAUUGGAAUAUUUGGAUAUAAGUUUAUGUUAUAUGGAUGUUUACUAUUCGUUGAUAAAGUUAUUUUAAAAUUAACUCAACCUUUACUUAUUGGUGGAAUAUUAUUAUAUUUUAACUCAGAUGGUUCUAACAAAACGAAUUUGGAAAAUGCAUUACUUUGUGCAUUUGGUUUAAUCUUUAGCAUGUUCAUUUCAAUAUUUUUGUACCAUUCAGCACAAAUUGAAAUCCUUCAUUGUGCAAUGAAAGCUCGAGUUGCUUGUUGUUCGAUUAUAUAUAGAAAGUCAUUACGCCUAGGAUGCACAGUUAUUGGUAAGACUACGGUUGGCCAAGUGAUAAAUUUGUUAUCAAAUGAUGUAAGUCGAUUUGAUAAAUCGGCUACAUUUCUACACUACUCAUGGAUUACUCCAUUGCAAAUUAUUGUGGUCACGUAUUUCUUGUGGCAGGAAAUUGGCGUAUCUUCAUUAUUAAUCAUAGCUAUACUAUGUUUUAAUAUUCCGAUGCAAACAUGGUGUGGGAAUAAAAUGAAGGAACAUCGAAAGAAGACAGCUACAAUUACUGACAAACGAAUACGUUUAAUAAAUGAAAUAAUUUCUGGCAUAAAAGUAAUCAAAAUGUACACUUGGGAAAUACCUUUUGGAAAACUAAUUGAAUAUAUGAGAAAGAUGGAAAUUCGACAUAUAAGAAUAUCGAUGCAUUACAGAAAUGCUGUUUAUAUGUUAACAUUAAUUCAAUUAAGGUUACAACUAUUUUUUUGUAUUUUAUCAUUCGUAUUACUAGGAAAUUAUAUAUCAGCCCAAAAAGUAUAUACCGUAUUAUCUUUGUUGCAAGUAAUAUACCCUUGCAUACUUUUGUUUUGCCAAUCUAUACCAGAAAUAUUCGAAUUGCAAGUUUCAAUGAAACGUAUACAGGAUUUCUUAUUAUACGAAGAAAAGGAUAAUCGAUUACCGAAUAAAUUAAAAUCUACUGAAUCAAAAAAUAGUCUAGACAAACAUAUUAAAAACGGGGAAGGUGGGUUAAGAAAAAACAUUGAACUUUCAAAUAUCCAUAGCAUAGUAUUUUCAAAAGCAACUGCUAAAUGGACAGAUGAUCAAACUUGUAACACUCUAGAGAACAUAAAUAUUUCUGUGUCAUCUAGCCAAUUGAUUGCAAUUAUUGGGCCUGUGGGUGCUGGAAAAAGUUCGCUAUUGCAAGCUAUUCUACAAGAAUUACCACUUUCUGAAGGCUUCUUAGACGUACAUGGUGUAAUUUCUUAUGCAUCGCAAGAGCCAUGGAUAUUUUCUAGUUCUAUAAAACAAAAUAUUAUAUUCAAUUCACCAAUAGAUGAAGAUCGUUACAAACAAGUAUUAAAAGUAUGUGCAUUGAAAAAUGAUUUCGAACAGUUUCCACAUGGCGAUAAAACAAUUGUGGGAGAAAGAGGAGUUACUUUAAGUGGUGGACAAAAAUCAAGAAUAAAUUUAGCUAGAGCCAUCUAUAAAAAAGCAAAUAUUUAUUUAUUGGACGACCCUCUUUCAGCUGUAGACCCACACGUUAGCAGUCAUUUAUUUGAUGAAUGCAUUAAAGGUUUCCUCAAAGGAAAAACAUGUUUAUUAGUUACACAUCAAAUACAAUACUUGGCUAAGGUUGAUAAAAUUCUUCACAUAGAUAAUGAAAAUGUAGUAGCUGUGCGCACUUAUGAAGAAAUUCAAGCGUCUGAUUUGAGCUUUUUAAAAUAUCUUCAAUCCCCCGUCACACCCGAUAAUCUUAUUGAUAAUGAUUGUGAUUAUAGUGUUGGCAAAACGUCUACAUUAGAUCGAAAAAUAUCUAUAACGAGUAACGUAUCGUUAUUGUGUGAAAGUAAAGAAAAUAUAAAUCAUGAAGAACAAGUGGAAAAUGUUGAAAUGCGAUCUUCAGGAAAUAUUUCAUGGGAUACAUAUUUGGCAUAUUUUAUGGAUGGAAGGAAAAAAAGCAAACUAGUAUAUUUAAUAUUUGCAUGUGUUUUGUCUCAAAUUGUAGCAUCUAGUGGAGAUUUAUGGAUUUCAUAUUGGGUAAAUCUAGAAGAAACAGUAUUUCAAAAAGCGAAUUUAUCUUCACCAAACAUAAAAAACUCAAUCACAAUUGGUUGGUGGUCAAUAAAUCGAGAAACGUGUAUUUAUAUUUUUACUGCUAUUACUCUCCUUGUAGUAAUAACAACCAGCUUUAAGUCAUUAAUUUCUGUAUCGGUAUUUAUAAAGGCUUCCAUAAAUUUACACAAAAAUAUGUUCAACGCUUUGAUCAGAGCUAAAAUGAAUUUCUUCAAUACAAAUUUGUCUGGUUCUAUUCUUAAUCGCUUUUCUAAGGACAUGGGCGCUAUUGAUGAGAUUUUACCACAAAUCAUAAUUGAUUUUGUUUAUCUUGCCUUAAAUUUAGUAGCAGUUGUGAUCAUUGUUGUUUAUGUUAACAUUUAUUUAAUACUACCCACUGCCAUCAUUGCGUUUGUCUUGUACAAGAUGACAGUAUUUUAUUUAUCAUUGUCUCGCAGUGUAAAACGGUUGGAAGGAACAACUCGUAGUCCUAUUUUUACUCAUUUGAAUGCUAGUUUUCAAGGUUUAACAACUAUUAGAGCAUUCAGAGCAGAAAACAUUUUAUCAAACGAAUUUGAUGUUCAUCAAGAUUUACAUUCUUCAGCGUGGUAUUUAUUUUUAACAACAAGUAGAUCAUUUGGACUUUGGUUAGAUUUUACUUGCUUUAUCUAUACAUCCAUAGUUGCGUUAAGUUUCUUAGUAGUAAGCAAUAGUAUAUUUGGAGGAAAGGUUGGUCUUGCUAUUACACAAUCUUAUGGACUAUCUGGUAUUAUGCAAUGGGUGAUGAGACAAGUGGCUGAAUUAGAAAACCACAUGACGUCAGUUGAAAGAGUACUAGAAUACACAAAUAUUCCACAAGAAAGUUCUAUUGAAUCAUGCUCAGAUAAAAAGCCACCAUUAAAAUGGCCUUCAAAUGGACAAAUUUCAUUUAUAAACUUUAAACUACGAUAUGAACCGAAUUCACGAUGGGUUAUAAACCAUCUUAAUUUAAACAUCGAAUCAAUGCAAAAAAUAGGAAUUGUUGGUAGAACUGGUGCAGGAAAAUCGUCUUUAGUUGGAUCAUUAUUUAGAUUAGGUUUUCAUGAAGGUAAUAUCAUCAUUGAUGGUAUAGAAAUUCAUGAAAUUGAUCUGUAUGAGUUACGGUCUAAGCUCACUAUCAUUCCUCAACAACCAGUAUUGUUUUCUGGUACAAUUCGAAAAAAUUUGGAUCCUUUAGAAGAAUACUCUGAUUGUAUAAUUUGGAACGCAUUAGAUGACGUUGAGCUUAAAGUUGUUGUUGAAAACUUACCUGACGGUCUUAACUCAAAAAUGUCGGAAGAUGGUACCAAUUUUAGUGUUGGUCAACGGCAAUUAAUAUGUCUUGCUAGAGCUAUUAUUCGAAAUACUAAAAUUCUUAUACUGGAUGAAGCCACUGCUAAUGUUGAUCAACAAACAGAUUUAUUGAUUCAAAGAACUAUCAGAAAUAAAUUCCAAACAUGUACUGUCUUAACGAUUGCUCAUCGGUUGAAUACUGUUAUUGAUUCUGACAAGGUGCUUGUUAUGGAUGAAGGAACAAUGGUCGAAUUUGAUCAUCCUCAUAAUUUAUUACAAAACAAAGAAGGAGUUUUUUACAAAAUGGUGGAACAAACAGGACUAGAUGCUGCUGAUUUAUUACAUAGAUUAGCUGCAGAGAAUUAUAAAACAAUGAAUUUAAAUAUUGAACCUUAAUGAAAAUCAUUCAUUCAGAAUGUAGAUAAAUCUUGAAGAAAAACUCAUUAGUAUAAAAAUUAAGUUAAUGUUUAUAGUUCACAUUGAAGAUAAUUAGAUUUGACAUUUAAGCAAUGGUUUUAAAUCGAUGUUAUUAAAUAAUAAAAUAUUAUUAAAAUAUUAAAUCAUUAAAAUAAACUGUAGAAUGUUGAA